AUGCUGCCGGCGGUGGCGGUCGCGGCGGUGGUGGCCGUGGCCGCGGCUGUGGCCGUGGCUGUGGCCACGGCCGUCCCCGGGCUGCGGCACCGCCUGGUCCGUUCUGCGCUGCGCUGUGCCGGGGGCCGGUACCGGCGGCGUCUGGAGGCUCUGGGCAGCGACGUGCGGCUGCGCCAGGAGCGGCGGCUGCGGCGCCCGCUGGGCACCGGCACCGGGACGGCCGGCGGCUCGGAAGAGUUCCAGAAGCGGCAUCCCUUGGGGCAGCCCUGUCGGGACGAAGCGCCGGGAGAUUCGGUUCCCCCGCUGCGUCUCUGGGCUCUGCUCCCCGGCUGCUGGGACUCCGACCCUCGGCUGCAGGGGUCCCUGCUCUACCUGGAUGCCCUCGGCGCCGCCUUUCCACGGGCACUGACCCGCCGGGGCACGGCCCUGCUGCACUGGAGCCCUGGCUGUCCCCGCGCCCCGGCGGGGUGGCCGCUGCCCACCCUGUACUGCACCCCGGCCGCAGCGGGCACCCUGCCCUCGCGGGCCGCUGCGCUGCGGGUGCAGCUGCUCUUUGCCCUGCGGCAGCGUGCGCUGCAUGUGCUGGAGGCCGGGCUGGCAGCCGAGCUGCACGACGCGCUGGUGGCCCUGCGCACUGAAUGGCCCCAGCUGGCCCAGGAGCUGGCGCUGGGCAGGCUCAGCCCCCAGCCCGGGCUACCCGAGGAGGUGCGGGACCAGCUGCAGGCACUGCUGAUCCCUGAUGCUGCCCGGGCAGCCGAGCUCCGUGCUGAGUGCGCCCGUGGCUUCGAGGGCAUCUUGCUGCGUCUGUGGCCACAGCUGGAGGUGGUGGUGGUGAGGACGGUGCAUGGUGCAGAGCGGCUCUACUGCAACUCCCUCUGCCAGGCUGAUUGCCAGGGGCUGCCCUUCUACUGUCCCUUCUACCAGGCAGCAGGAGCCCUGCUUGGUGUAAACCUUUGGCCAGCGGAGCCAGUACCCCGAUUCCUGCUGUGCCCUGACUGGGCUUUCUGCGAGUUCCUGCCCUGCUUGGCCAACAAGGAGCCACGGACGGUGCUGCUGGAUGAGCUCUGGGAAGGACGCGAGUAUGGGCUGGUUGUGACAGCUCAGGCAGGAGAGUACAGGUGCCGUACUGGGGACGUGCUGAAGGUGACUGGCUUCCACAUGCAGUGUCCCGUGGUGGAACCUGUGCGCAGGGAGAGCCAGACGCUGAGCGUGCGAGGUGAGAGCAUCCCUGAGGAGCAGUUCUGCCAGAGCCUGUGCCGCACCCUGAGGAUGUGGCCAGGCGCUCGCCUGAUUGACUAUGUCUGUGUGGAGAGCAGCCUGCUGGGUGACUUAUCAGGGCCCAGUGCCCCCCACUACGAGGUGUUCAUGGAACUGCAAGGCCUGCGGGACCUGUCAGAGGGGCAGCGCUACAAGCUGGACCAAUGUCUCCAGGAGGAUUUCCCCGUCUACAAAUCCUUCCGCUUCAAGGGCAGCAUUGGGCCCCUGCGCCUGCACCUGGUGAGGCCCGGGACCUUCGCCCAGCUGCGGGAAGCACUGGGCUCCCCCAAGCCCAUGCCCAGGGUCCUGCACGAAGAGCAGCUGCUGCGGCUCGUCCAGGGAUCAGUCAUCUCCUAGGGCAGCCUAGGGGUCCCGAAGCCCUUCCACCCUGGGGUUUGCUUGGCAUACUCCCUCU
Sturnus vulgaris (Common starling) is the source of this 1672-nucleotide messenger RNA. RefSeq names its product GH3 domain containing (gene GHDC). Gene Ontology annotation, molecular function: acid-amino acid ligase activity. Lineage: Eukaryota; Metazoa; Chordata; Aves; Passeriformes; Sturnidae. The record is from RefSeq and is a predicted model, not a curated record. Gene Ontology annotation, cellular component: cytoplasm.